Messenger RNA from Physcomitrium patens, 1021 nucleotides. The record is from RefSeq and is a predicted model, not a curated record. Lineage: Eukaryota; Viridiplantae; Streptophyta; Bryopsida; Funariales; Funariaceae.
AGCAACCUGCCCAAAUCACACCACCAGCUGCCUAUGGGUAUCACACUCUGACUGAAGCACCGCCUUUUUCCUUCCGUGGGGGUGCCGCCCUUCCUUGAUCAGAGCAGAGACCUCUACUGUAGGCGAACGAAACAGCGGCGGAACCAUAUGAGCAGAAGACGGACGAGUUUUUGGAUAAGAUAGCACAGUUUCGUGUACACGGUGUAUGGCUCACAUCAUCACCCCUCCCUAAAUCAGUGUUAUGCAGAAAAGAAGCCAAAUCGACACUAUGUCAGGAUCCGGAGUGUGGAAGUUUCAAUCGGACGGAGUAAUCAGUGUGGAGGAGAACCCGGUGGCUGAUACAUCUAUUCCUGGCCCAUCGAUGGGGCUCAAGGUCCUUCUGUACAGUGCAACCAAUGAAUACAUUUCGAACCUUGAGCAGCUCGAUGCCAAGCUAUUUGGGCUUGGAUGGCGUGAAUACUUCAGAAACAAGUACGUUCGACAAUAUCACCGUAGUGACGAUACGUGUGAUCUCAUCACAUUACCCGUACUUUUUAGGAACAUACGCACCACGCACAUGUAUGAUAUUGUCGUGAAGACCAGGUCAGCCUUUCAGGUGCGUGAUGCGUAGUUCAUAAAUGGAACGAAACUGCGGCAACACAGAAACUGACUCCCUGAUCUAUGAUGAAAUUGUGAUUCGACCUUCACAUUAAUCUGAGCUGCAAAUCUGGAGUUACGCUUAGGAACUCUUACUUUGUUCUUCAACCAACGCUCAUCAACCACCUCCGUCUCUUCAACAUGGCCUCUUCGAUACCUUCUCUGAAGAUGAGGAAUACUGCGUUAUUUACAAACACAAGAGGAGAAUCCAUACCUAGGUUAAGCAAUUUUGCGUCACACAGUUGAUAUUUUUAAGAUAACGUUCAGAAAUAUACAUCGCGUUGUAGAGACUGUAAAAGAGUUUCCCCGAAGGUCAGUUGCAUUGGCGUUCAACGUGCACCAGUCUUAAUGAAAUCAUCACUCAUGCGAAUUGUGUAUCGUCCAA